GCGUCUCACGGGAGGCUGCCGGGACUGCAGGCGACCCACGUCGAGCGGAAGCACCUUCGGCUACUCAGAGACGGAACCUGCGAGUACUUCGUCUGCCCCAAGGACGACGGCAUUCGCAAGCUGUUGAUCUGUCGGGCCGGUCGGAUAGUGCUCCUGGAUCGCGCCUCCAACUCGACUCCCGUCUCCACGAGGGCCGGCGUGUGCGACGAUGCGGUGCUGGACGGGGAACUAGUCGGCUCCUCGUUCCUCGUCUUCGACGCGUUCCUAGGGCUCUCCGGCCGGAUCACGCACCUCCCACUGUCUGGACGCCUCGAGGAGGCCAGGCGGUGGGUGGAUCGGCAUGGUGGCGCGAUCGACGACGUCGACGUCAAGGUAAAGAGCAUGGUGCGAUGGUCGGAGGGGCUCGAGGAGGAGAUGAAAGCCGCCAUGGCCGGAGGAUGCACGGACGGAGUCGUCAUGACCCCCGAUGCGCCCAUCCGCGGGAGAGACUCGCCACCGACGUUGAAGUGGAAGCCGAAAGAGGACAUCACCGUCGACUUCCUCCUGAACCCGUCGUCCGAGUUGUGCGUGGUGGAGCGAGGCACCCUCGUACCAGUCGCGACGGCGAGGUUCCCACCCAGCAUCCUGGCGAGCCGGCUCCGCACGAUGGCCCGCAAGGGGAACGUCGUCGUGGAGUGCGAGAUGGGAUCGAACGGGGCUGAUUGGAAUUGUAGAAAGAUCCGCACCGACAAGGACUCUCCCAACAGCAUGUCGACUUACCGGAACUCGCUUCGUAACAUCGCCGAGGACGUCCGGUUCGAGGAGUUGUUCGGGACUUUUACGGGGUCCUCCUCCCGGCCCGUAUCGACUCGUUCCUCUGAAUGA
Messenger RNA from Klebsormidium nitens, 864 nucleotides. The record is from the annotation of a GenBank genome assembly. NCBI's taxonomy places the organism in Eukaryota, Viridiplantae, Streptophyta, Klebsormidiophyceae, Klebsormidiales, Klebsormidiaceae.